AUGUUGUCAGUGUUUGAAUCUGGCAAUGGCCAAAUCAACCUGAAAGAUGCAAAGAAGAUUGCAAAUGCUCUUGAGAAAUAUGAGAAGUACAUCAGUUGGGAGGCAAUGGAGCAGGAUAAGGCUGCAUUGGCAGAAUAUGAACAGAGGAAGGGCGAGUUUGAACAGGCACUUUUGAAGGUAGAGGCUCAGGAGGAAUUAAAGAAAAACAAAAAGAGUUCACAGUACAUCCUUGGAUGUAUAAUGAACUGA
Messenger RNA from Guyanagaster necrorhizus, 249 nucleotides. RefSeq lists its product as uncharacterized. Bases 1 to 249 code for a protein of 82 amino acids. The transcript is spliced from 2 exons. The record is from RefSeq and is a predicted model, not a curated record. Lineage: Eukaryota; Fungi; Basidiomycota; Agaricomycetes; Agaricales; Physalacriaceae.